CGCUAUAGCCACGCCCCCCUCGCACGGCGACGCAUGCGCGCAGCCCGUCAGUGACUCGCUCGCGGCCAGUGUUUGCCGUUGUCAUGUCGGACAAGAAGCCGCCCGUAGACCUGGGUUUGCUGGAGGAGGACGACGAGUUCGAGGAGUUCCCGGCGGAAGGCUGGACAGGUUUGGACGAGGAUGAGGAUGCCCAUGUCUGGGAAGACAAUUGGGAUGAUGACAAUGUGGAGGAUGACUUUUCUAACCAAUUAAGGGCUGAACUAGAAAAAUUUGGAUACAAGAUGGAAACUUCAUAGCAGAACCAAUGAUACCAGACUUGAAGAUGUGGAACAAAGAAUUCUAUAAUUGCUUUCAAAUAGUUGUGGCUGAAAGCACGACAUCAAGGAGAAAAGUUGCACAAAAUUCUGAUGCAAUGGGCAUUUUUUGUUCUCUUGCAUUUUGUUUUAUUUUAUUUAAAUAAAAAUGUUGAAGUGUAA
Molecule: messenger RNA, 476 nt
Organism: Leucoraja erinaceus (little skate)
Lineage: Eukaryota; Metazoa; Chordata; Chondrichthyes; Rajiformes; Rajidae
Gene: sem1
Product: SEM1 26S proteasome subunit
Exons: 3
Coding region: 84-296 (70 amino acids)
Biological process (GO): double-strand break repair via homologous recombination; proteasome assembly; mRNA export from nucleus
Cellular component (GO): proteasome regulatory particle, lid subcomplex; proteasome complex
Source: RefSeq, a predicted model, not a curated record